AACACUUAGCCUUUGAAAAAAAAAAGUGGCCAAAAACGUCUCAAAAACGGCUAACAAUUUCAGGUGCUUUUGUUUCUCUAAAUGUGACUUAUUAAAAAACAUGGUGUGUGAACACAACAUCAAGAGUAUUGCCCUAAAGAAAGAUGGCGGAUUUGUACUUCCGCCCGCAAAGAGACCGUUACCGGUCACGUGCCGAAAACAGAGAAGGAACAUGCUGAAUGCGGGAAGGGGGAGACUGGUGGCCGCUUGUCGGGGACUCGCUGCCCGUGUUGGGGUGAGGCAGGGGCGGACACUCCUGGGGGAGCAUAGAGCGAUCUGUCACCGCCCGUCCGCAUCUAUUACCGGACACUGCCGGACUACAGCCGCAUGGAGGCGCCUCUGUACCCGGGCCGCGGAGCCCCAGCCUGUGGGGAAGGUCCAGUCCACCCAUUACCAGCUCGUGUACACCUGCAAGGUUUGCUCAAGAAGAUCGAUGAAAAAGAUCUCGAAAGUCGCCUAUCAUAACGGAGUGGUGAUCGUGAAGUGUCCUGGAUGCCAGAACCAUCACAUUAUAGCCGACAACCUGGGCUGGUUCUCAGACCUGGAAGGGAAGAGGUUUUACUACGAUCUCAGAAAAGUUUUUCGUGAAAGUGCUGGCCAGGAUUCCAGGAGACGGUCUACUGUUGGUGCGUGUAUCAGAAGAACGGUGUUUUACUGGAUCCUUGGCAGAGGUUAAAAAUAAACGUGUAUAGCAAACCAAGCUUGGAUGGUUUGGAUUCCGGAUGCUGGGAGCUUCUUGCUACGCGGUUGACAUGAAAAUUUAUUUUAGAUACAUUUAACAUUCACUGAACUGCUCCCAUUUCAGUUCACUGGCUCUGCACAGCAAAAAACAAGUGGAAGUGCAUGUGGGUCAAGUGGAUUGGCACAAUGAACUACGUGCUGUUUACCCAAGGGGCCUGAACAAACAGAGGAUGGUACAGGAGAGACCCUGGAGAGCUGCAAGUGACCCAUACUUCCAAAAUACUUUUUACUUCCUUUGUAAUUUGGUGGAAUCAUCUUAAUAAUAGUUAUCAAAAAAGAUUUUUAUCUCAUAAAGUGAUGGCAUAUCACUAGGAAAUGCCAUCACAUUAUGAUUGGUGGGGGUCUAACUGCCAGUCCAGUGCACUAGUCCUGUCCCACCCUGCUGGCUGUGCAGCGAACUACAACACGACCCUAUUCAUCUUGGACA
Molecule: messenger RNA, 1207 nt
Organism: Hyla sarda
Lineage: Eukaryota; Metazoa; Chordata; Amphibia; Anura; Hylidae
Gene: DNLZ
Product: DNL-type zinc finger
Exons: 3
Coding region: 101-715 (204 amino acids)
Biological process (GO): protein folding; protein stabilization; protein import into mitochondrial matrix
Cellular component (GO): mitochondrion
Molecular function (GO): protein-folding chaperone binding; zinc ion binding
Source: RefSeq, a predicted model, not a curated record